AUGCAGAAGUGUGCGCGUGAGGAAUGUGGGAAGACGGUGUACCCAAUGGAGGAGCUGAAGUGCUUGGACAAGAUAUGGCACAAAGGCUGCUUCAAAUGCACCAGCUGUGGAAUGACUUUGAACAUGAAGAACUACAAGGGAUAUAACAAGAUGCCUUAUUGUGAUCCGUAAGUAUCAUUUAGAAAGCCUUUGUAUUUUGUUGUGUUUUAGCCAUUACCCGAAGACCGUUGCAACUUCAGUUGUCGACACACCAGAUAUGCAGAGAGUUGCGCAAAACACAAAACUUCAAAGUCAAGUGAGUUGAACUCUGUCUACGAUAUUACAUAUUCGAAUGCAAAAUAGAAUUGUCAUCCUUAUCCUAGGUUGCCUACCACCUUGAGUACGAAAAGAAUAAGGGUCACAAAACAGAUAUCGUUGAUGAUCCAGAGCUGAAACGGCACGCACAGAACACUAAGAAUGCGUCCCAAGUCCUCUAUACAGGAGAAAUCGACAAGAAACAGAAGCAAGAACUAGUUCGGCCAAAGGAAGAUCCCAACGCUGCACCCAGUGAGUUGAACUUUCCUGUUAAAGUUAAAAUAUACGACUUGUCCGUCUGGCGAACUUUCGAUGCUUGCUAACCCUAUUUCCCAUCAGUGUUAUGCCUUUAACACCUAUUAGGAUCUGUUGUUAUGCUAUACGAGCAGUUGAUCUAGAAAAGAUAAUUGUUGAUCUUUUUAUCGAAGGAAUUGUUGUCCCGGUGUCUCUCAUGCUUCUUUAACCCUCAAAAAGUUAAUGACCUCACGGCCUCAACUGCCACAAACAUUCUCCUUUACCUCAAGCUUUAAUUGACCUUUUAUCGCAAGCUUUAAGCCCACUUGAUGCUAUCUCACCAUCUUUUCAUUGUAAUUCUUACGCACUGAAUAAACUCUUGUAAUCCCAACCUUCCUUGUAGUGCUAUACGCAUCCGACUAUGCCCAGUUAUAUUCGGAAAACGAAACCGAUGAAGGUUGUUACUCCGACGAGCAUUAUGAGCAGAAUAAUAACAUAAAGAGUUCUCCUGUGUCCAGUUGUUCUUCAUUAAGUCGUCCAAUGGAAAGUUGUGGAGUGAGUGAUUUUAUACUAAUACUGUGUUACCGUGUUAUUUUCGGCUCUAAUACGAUUAUCUCCGUAUAACCUUGAAUAAUCAUUGUGAUCUUUGCAGUCCGUGUAUGUUAACCAUCAUUUGGCUGAUAAGGAGUGCUUUGCAACUACCGUAUGGAGCAGUCACGAGAUUAUUCGACAUGGUAAUGAAGUGUUUUCUUUUUCUCUUACAUUUUUUCUAUAAAUAACUGUUUUGCAGUUGAACUGACACAUAAAAAUGUCCGAAAAAAAUUAAAUCAUCAUAGUCGCUCCCACAAUUUUAUAUAAAAACUUUAGAGGAGGAGCCCAAGAAGAUUGGAAGCAUCUCCGAUUAUGAUCCCGUAAAUGGAAAUUUUGGAAGUCUUGGAGGAAAGCAAGGUACGUAAAGUUCCAUAAAAAUUCCAAUAUCUCCAAAAUAAAUCAAACUUUCCCUUUGCAGCCGAACCGGUCGCAGUUUCCCCAACACCUUCAACUGGAAGCGAGAAGAAGGUGAAAAAGGUAAAGAAGUCAACAAAGAACGCCGGAUUCUCCGUCAAAUGCCUUUACGAUUAUACCGCCGCCGAUUCAGAUGAGGUAAAUUGGGACCUUUUUGAAAUGAUGACGAUGUUCUUAAAUCUUUUUAAAAAAACCGUCCGACCUAAAGUUGCCGUAAUUUUACCCAAAAAUUUUAGAUUUCAUUCAAAGAAGGUGAUAUUAUCGUAAACUGCCAGACAGUGGACGAAGGGUGGAUGACAGGAACUCAUCAGAAAUCGCUUGCUCAUGGAAUGUUACCAGCUAACUACGUCGAGAAGAUCAGCGUCCCCACUGGUGCCUACAAACUCUCCUAA
Messenger RNA from Bursaphelenchus xylophilus (pine wood nematode), 1925 nucleotides. Lineage: Eukaryota; Metazoa; Nematoda; Chromadorea; Rhabditida; Aphelenchoididae. The record is from the annotation of a GenBank genome assembly.